AAAUUCUGGUUUAGGUGGACUUUUCAAGAUUUUUUUCUGAUUUACUGUGGACAUUCUGUUUUGGUGGACCCAAAAAGUCCACGUAAAAAUAAACGCACAGAACACCUUUUAGCUGGACGUAAACGUAUCCGAAAGAACAAGUCUGUUUCGGUGGACUCAAAAAUUGUCCACCUUAGGCGCCAUCUAUCUCUAAACUAAAAAAUUUGAUGGUUCGUAGUUCCAAUAUCUGCCACAGACGGCGCUACCAUCGGCUGGCUCUGUGUUGAAGCUCGGCUGCGCACGCCUUGAUCAGCGCGGGCUAGCGCGGGCAUGCAGCAAAAACGUAACAUGAUAUGAUUUAUAGUGUGGUCUGUGGAAUGUGAAGCGAUCAAAAUAGACGUUUGUUUUAUUUUUUAAAAAGUGUAAAAAUAAAUUAAUUAUAUCAUGUAUCUUAGAAACCCGUGAAUAGAGUAUGAUGAAGUUUUGUGUAGUUGCAACAACACUGUUUUUUGUUGCGGUGUUAUCGGCGCGGCACGGCUCACCACGUGGCGGUGUCAGUGUUGGGAUUUGGAAGAGAUAAAGAUUUGGGUGGUACUAUUUUGUGUUUUUUUUUGUGCUGGGAGCUUUUUGAAGUCUGUGAGGAGCGUCAAAUGCAGUCGGCGCUACGGCUGGCCGUGUCAGCGACCCACCGGCUCGGCCACGGCCAACAGGCAGCCGGCUCCGACGUCAAGUAGGCGCUACGGUUCCUGACGCCAGCAGGAGCACUUGACCAGCAGCUCACCGCCACCGCACAGGACCUGGCACAGCUCGGCACAGGCAUGCACAUUGACCCAGCAGUGGUGCAAGAAUGCGAAUGGCACGUCAGUCACCAGAUCUGCAGUGAUGUCGCCCGGCUCUGACGAUGGCGCACAGCCGCCGUGUCCGCGGUCUCCGUCGCCGCCGCGGUAUGCGGCGCUGGGCGGCGACUCGUACAUGUCGCGGUCUCGCCAUUGGGGGCCGAACGAUUCGCGGCUCCCGCCGACCCCGCCGGCGAGCGUGGCGUGCAACUCCUGGUGAACGGCACGCAGGUCACCGGUGGCACCAGCCUACAUCUUCUGGGGGUGACCUUCGACAGACUUCUACAUUUUAAAGACCACUGCGACUCUCUGCGGCGGAAGGUCCGGCCGCGGACGGCACAGCUGCGGAGGAUGACCGGCCGGACCUGGGGUCUCCGCGAGGCGCAGCUCAGGACAGUCGCGAACGGGUAUGUCCGGGGAGCCCUUGAAUACGCGGCGGGUGCCUGGCUCCCGGCCGCGUCCCCGUCACACGUUCAGCUGGUGGAGCGCGAGCUGCUGGCGGCCGCCCGGGUGGUGACCGGAUGCCCACGGUCCACCCCCAGGGAUCCCCUGCUGGCCGAGGCAGGCAUCCCUUCAGCAUGGUCCACCAGGAAGACGCUGGCCGCGCGAACGCUCUGCCGAGCGCUCGCCCUGCCGGAGGACGACCCUCUUCGCCGCGUCGCGGACGCCGACCCACCCACUCGACUGCGGUCUACCACCGGCUGGCGACAACUGGGGCGAUCGGCGCUGAUCGAGGCGGGCGCCGAGGGAGUGACGGUGGAGCCGCGCCUCGAGGUUCCCCUCCUCCCGUGGACAACCUGCCGCCCGAUCGCCUUCAAUCUGGACGUGGGACCCGGCGGUCGUCGAGCCUCCUCCAACGAGACGCGACGAGAGGCCGCGCGGCAGCACCUGGCGGCGCUCCCAGCCCAGGCCACGUGUAUUUGGUCCGACGGCUCUGCGGACGCUGGGGUCAGGCGAGGAGGGGGCGGCGCCGUCAUCUUUACCGCGUCGGGGGAGACUCUCGAGGUGGAGGUGGCGGCGGGAGGCCUCUGCUCCAGCACCCGUGCGGAGCUGUUCGCCCUGAGGGCGGCGCUGGAGCGGGUCCGGGAUGAGCCGUCCCCCGCCCCGCUGGUGGCGUGCUCUGACUCACGAGCCGCCCUGAGCCUCCUCAGCGCGGGAGCGGCCGCCCAGACCACCACUAUCGGCGCGGCGAUCUGGAGGACGCUGCUGGACAUUGCCGAGCGCCGGCAGGUGACCCUGCAGUGGGUCCCUGCUCACUGCGGGCUGGCGGAGAACGAGCGCGCUGACGCCCUGGCCAAACAAGCGGCCACCCUGCCCCAGGGCGCCGUGCCCUCGGACGCUCGGUCCCUGACACGGGCAGUUCAUCGGACGGCCACACGUCAGUGGCGCGAAAACUGGCCCGACUCCUUUUUUAAGACUAUCUUCGGGAGCACCCUGCCGCUCCCCAUCCCCGGAGAGGACCGAGAGGCCGCCAUCUCGGUGCACCAGUUGAGGGCGGGCCACUGGGGCCGCUCGCUCGAAUACCUGCACCGGAUCGGCCGCCACCCCUCCGUGGCAUGCCUGCAGUGCCCCGAUAAGCGGUGCCCCGCGGCGCUCUGCGCCGUGUGCCGGGAGGAGGCGGACGUGCCGGAGCACGUCUUGCUCCGCUGCCCGGCCCUCGCUGGCGCCCGCCUGCGGCGAACUGGCAGCAUUUACGUCGACCCGUCGCGGCUGCGGGACGCCGACCUGGUGGCUGCCUUGGAGGCCGGCUACCUUCGCCAUAGGGAGCCUCUCGGCUAUGGUCCUCCGUAAGGAGGUCCCAGGGGGAACAACAACAACAACAACAACCCCGCCGGCGACGAGUUUCCUCCGGCGAGUCCUGCGCCGUCUGGCGUGGUCGACGCUGCCCGGGAGGUUCCUGGCUGGCAAGCUGCUGCUGUGUCUACCGACGCACAGAGUUUUGUCGUGGCUGUGCUGUCCGCGGCCGUGCUCCACGGUUGCGACGUCUGCGGCCAAGCUGCCCGCUGCUGAGCUCCGCGGCCGAGCUGCCAGCGGCCGCGCUCUGCGGCCGUGCUCUGCGGUCGUGCUCUGCGGCCGUGCUUCCCGUGGCUGGGCCCUCCGUGGUCCCGUGAUCGUGGCCGCGGCGAGGGUGCCGCGACCUGCGCGGUGCCGUGCGCUGCAGUGAUGGCGCCGCGCACUGUGCAGUGAUUGUGCCGAGCGCUGCGUACGCGGUGGGUGCCGCGCGCCGCGCUGUUGAGCGUGCCGUAUUCGGACGGUGGCUGCCGCGCGCAGCGUGGUGAUUGCUGCGCUCUGCCAUGAGUGCCGCUCACUGCCGUGGCCUGAGUGCCGCGCUCGGACGGAGUGCCACGCGCCGUUGUGUUGCGUCGCCUUCUGCCUUUUGAUAUGUGCUAUCUCCGAAUUUAAUGUUGCUUGUUGCCGAUGUUCGCUUCUUUUCGUUAAGAGGGUCGGGUAUAGUCGGUCGAUUUAUUCGCACCGUUUGAUUUCGUACCGGCUUCUCUUCUGUUUCUUAUUGUUUUCUGCGAUGUCACUUGUCCGAUUUUAUAUCUGAUUAAUUCACGUAUUUAAGUAUUUAUUUUAUAUUGUCAUAAUAACUUACGGCGCUGUUCCUUUAUUUUCUGUUUAGUUGCAGCCCUAGUACCUUAAUUUCCGAUGUCUCUUCGGUUUGUUGUCGCUCGCAUGUUCAGAGAGUCCUGGUUGGCCGGCGCGAGCGGCGGUUGUGGAAUACAAGCUCGUCUGUGAA
Molecule: messenger RNA, 3555 nt
Organism: Amphibalanus amphitrite
Lineage: Eukaryota; Metazoa; Arthropoda; Thecostraca; Balanomorpha; Balanidae
Exons: 4
Coding region: 1167-2606 (479 amino acids)
Molecular function (GO): nucleic acid binding; RNA-DNA hybrid ribonuclease activity
Source: RefSeq, a predicted model, not a curated record